AUGAAGAUUGAUUUUGCUCCUCUGCAUACUCCGCUACACAGGAGACUGCAGACGGCCGCCGUGCUGCAGUGGGUCUACUCCUUCCUGGGCCUUGCCCCCACCUGCAUCUUCCUCUUCUUCUACCUUCUCUUCACUCGAUUCUGGCUUGUCAGCGUUCUGUACGCCGUCUGGUGGUUCUUCGACUAUGACACUCCUGCUCGUGGAGGUCGCAGGGUACCUUACUUGUGUAGCCUCAAAAUCUGGGAUUACAUGCGGGAUUACUUCCCCAUCAAGCUGGUGAAGACCGCUGAUCUAGAUCCCAAACACAACUACGUCCUGGGUUUCCACCCUCACGGUGUUCUGGUGGCCGGAGCCUUCACCAACUUCUGCACCUACGCCACAGGGAUCCAUCUGCUGUUUCCUGGACUCACCACCUACCUGCUCAUGCUGCCCCUCUGGUUCAGAUCCCCCUUCUUCAGAGACUACAUCAUGUGUGCAGGUCUGAUUCCUUCGGACAAGGAGAGCGCCAGUUACCCGCUCUCUAAGAGGAAAGGCGGUAAUGCUGUUGUAAUUGCAGUCGGUGGCGCCCCAGAGGCCCUGGAUGCCCACCCUGGUACCUUCAAUGUGCUCUUGGCCAAGAAGAAAGGCUUCAUCAAAAUGGCCAUGGAGCAUGGGUAA
Molecule: messenger RNA, 657 nt
Organism: Notolabrus celidotus (New Zealand spotty)
Lineage: Eukaryota; Metazoa; Chordata; Actinopteri; Labriformes; Labridae
Gene: mogat2
Product: monoacylglycerol O-acyltransferase 2
Exons: 4
Coding region: 1-657 (218 amino acids)
Biological process (GO): triglyceride biosynthetic process; diacylglycerol biosynthetic process
Cellular component (GO): endoplasmic reticulum membrane
Molecular function (GO): 2-acylglycerol O-acyltransferase activity; diacylglycerol O-acyltransferase activity
Source: RefSeq, a predicted model, not a curated record